AUGGUUAUAGCUGUAGCGGUGCUAAUUCUGGGCGUCUUGUUCGGAGCCUUGUUUCUGAUUCCACGAAAAUCUGCUGUCGCAGAAAAGAACCGAACAAAUGCCGCAGAUAGAAAGAAGGUAUACGGAGUGUACAGCAAAGCUGAGGUCGCCUUGCAUAACAAGAGAACUGAUUGUUGGAUCAUUGUGAAGAACAGGAUUUUUGACGUGACCUCGUAUGUAGAAGAACAUCCCGGUGGUGAUGCUAUUCUGACGAAUGCUGGAAGCGAUUCAACCGAAGGGUUUUAUGGGCCGCAGCAUCCUGGUGGGGCUUUUCAAUUGAUUGAGGACUACUGCAUUGGAGAGCUGGAGAAGUAG
This is a messenger RNA of Linum trigynum, 354 nucleotides long. The record is from the annotation of a GenBank genome assembly. Lineage: Eukaryota; Viridiplantae; Streptophyta; Magnoliopsida; Malpighiales; Linaceae.